AUGACCACCAAGACGAACAUCUUCUACACUGGCGCAACUGGCUACAUCGGCGGCGCAGUGCUGGCUCGCCUUCUUGCGCAUCCCAAUGCUGCGAACUUUGAAAUCACAGCUCUGAUACGCAGCGAGGCGAAAGGCAAGCUUCUCCAAGAGGAGUUCGGGAUUAAGCCCCUUGUCGGCAGCCUUGAAGACGUCGACAAGAUUAUGGCCGCUUCGGAGGCUGCGAACGUGGUUUUUAACAUGGCGGAUUGCGACGAUAUCCCCUCCGCACAGGCCAUUCUCGCGGGCAUGAAGAUUCGUCACGAAAAGACUGGCGAGAUUCCCAUCUUAAUCCACACGUCCGGCACCGGAAUGCUCCUCGAAGAUUCUCGGGGGGCCGCCCGCCCAGACGCGAUCGUCUACGACGACAUGAACAUGGAACACGUCAAGUCGAUCCCCCCCGACGCGAUCCACCGCCCCGUCGACACCCUCAUCGUCGCCGCCGACGUCGCCGGCCACGUCCGCGCGCACAUGGUCGCGCCGAGCAUCGUCUUCGGGAUGACGAGCCACGCGCUCGUCGCCGCCCGGAUCGCGAACGCGUCCUCGUCCGCGAUGGCGCACCUCGCGCGCACUGCCAUCGCGCGCGGCCGCCCGCCGGUGGUCGGCGAGGGCAAGAGCGUGUGGCCGAUCGUGCACAUCGACGACACCGCCGACAUCUACCCGCGCCUCCUCGACGCCGUCUACGCCGGCCCUGCAGCCGUAGGCCACGGCGAGGAGGGCCUGUACUUCCUCGAGAACGGCGAGCUGCCGUGGUCCGCCGUUGCGCACGCGGUCGGGCUCGCGCAGGCCGCGCACGGCGCUGGGCGAGUCCCCGAGCCGGAGUCGCUCACCAGCGCGGCGCAGCUGGCGGAGGUGUUUGGGAGCGAGGCGUUCGGCAUGCUCUUCGGCUCGAACGUGCGCUGCAAGGCGAGCCGUGCGCGGGCUCUGGGGUGGGCCCCGAAGUACGGAGUGGGGGACUUCGACGGGUGCAUGCUGGCCGACUUCGGGGCGGUGCUGAAUGAGAAGUGA
Messenger RNA from Epithele typhae, 1044 nucleotides. RefSeq names its product NAD(P)-binding protein. The record is from RefSeq and is a predicted model, not a curated record. The transcript has 5 exons. NCBI's taxonomy places the organism in Eukaryota, Fungi, Basidiomycota, Agaricomycetes, Polyporales, Epitheliaceae. The coding region runs from base 1 to 1044 and encodes 347 amino acids.